GCAAUAAGGAAAAGGAAAAUGGUGAAAUCGAGGAAAAAAAAGAUUGAUUUUAUUACUCGAGCGAGUGUGCUCUCGCAGUUGAUUUUAGAUGAACACUAGAAAACGUUGAUGACGAUAGGUAAUAAAAUAAUUAAUAAAAUAUUGAUAGGAAUUUUCACGUUUGGAACGAAGUCUGGAUGACGCGAUUGGAUUUGUCGUCGGAUUGCUCGGGAUGGCAGGCGAUCGACGCGACUCCUCAGGAACGGAGCGAGGGCGUGUAUCGUUGCAGACCGGCAUCGGUGGCCGCCGUGAAGAAGGGUGAAGUCCUGCGUCCCUACGACAACGCGUUCCUUUUCGCCGAGGUAGUCUACUGGCGUUACAACGGGCCUACGCAGCCGUUGAAGUUGGUCCGCAAGGACAUGUACGGUAUCGGCCAGCUGAUCAGCACGAAAGCGGUUGGCAGAUGGACAAGAGAGGACAUCACGCACACUUACAAGUAUCCAAAAAAGUCCGAUGAAGAACGUGUUGCUAUGCUAAAGGCGCUGCGCCAGAGCGAGUCUUUAUUUAGCCGUUAUUAUCUCAACGAGGAGUUCAACGACGUCAUGUUCACUUUCGAACUGCGCGAUGACAUCAUAAUCGGGCAACCAUUCAGCGUCGUACUAUUAAUAGAAAAUCGACAUUCGACGAUGGAAUACUGUGUGUCUGUAAUUCUGAGAGUGGAGACUGUGCUGUACACCGGUCGUGUAGGCAAUCCAGUGAAGAGGUUGAACAUCGACAGACUGGUCCGGCCAGGGGUGUUCGAAGAAAUUCGCAUGGAUGUGUCCUGGGAAGAGUACGAUCAGAGAUUAUUAGACCAAUGCGCCUUCAACAUUUCCUGCCUUGCCACCGUGAAGGACACGAACUUCGAGUACUUUGCGCAGGACGACUUCCGUGUUAGGAAACCUGACAUUAAGAUCACGUUGCAUAAUGACGCAGUCGUCGGUCAGACUCUUCACGCUUCGGCCAAAUUCCGCAAUCCGUUGCCGACUUCUUUGACGAAGGGUAGGUUCCUGAUCGAGGGGCCUGGUCUAGACGAGCAGUUGAAGAUAAAGCUAUCGGAAUCUGUCGAGAUGGAUGCAGACGCGGAGUGUAGCUUCUCCAUGAUACCAAAGUUAGGAGGAUGCGCCAAGAUAGCGGCAAAGUUUUAUUCGAAAGAAUUAGAGGACGUUGAUGGAAAUUCGGACAGUUUUAUAGUCAAAUGGGCGAAAACCAAUAAUUCUGAGACGGGAUCUAGUUGUGUAUCCAAUUAGCUUUCUAUCUUCAUCGGCAGUGUUAUGUGAUAUGAUAUGUUGUUUCGGAUUAAUGUACGGUCUGAUACUUUGCAAUUUUUCUUUCAUAGAACGCGCGAGGUUCUGUGCAAUUUGUAUUUUUAUUAAAUGUUAUGUAACUGAAUUCUUUUUAUAAAAGAAAAGCCCUUACAUUCUA
Molecule: messenger RNA, 1443 nt
Organism: Monomorium pharaonis (pharaoh ant)
Lineage: Eukaryota; Metazoa; Arthropoda; Insecta; Hymenoptera; Formicidae
Product: annulin-like
Exons: 5
Coding region: 177-1268 (363 amino acids)
Biological process (GO): peptide cross-linking
Molecular function (GO): protein-glutamine gamma-glutamyltransferase activity
Source: RefSeq, a predicted model, not a curated record